GAAUCGGUUAUUAGAACGUCCAUUUGACAGCCUGUAGUCAUGGCGUCGACCUGGAUAUACAUCACGCUGACGAUGUUGCUGUGUGUGGAGUCGGGAGUGUCAAGGACGUUUCGAGCUGCAGUUCUUGAACAUGCACUGCACCUUCCCAACACAACUUCAGUCGUAUCCAGGCAACAAGCACUGACUUAUGUUGAGCCUAAUCUGGCCGAAUUCGAACGCCAAGCUGCAAUCGCUCGUUCACAGAGUGUUGAUAUUCUGGUCACACCCGAAGAUGGAAUAUACGGCAUGCGGUUUAAAAGAACAAUAAUAAGACCGUAUAUGGAAACAAUCCCAGAUCCAAGGCACCUGACGUGGAACCCGUGUACAGCCGCCGCAGACAUACCCAACGUCGACGUCCAACGACGUCUGAGCUGCAUGGCCCGUGACAACGCGCUCUACCUGGUAGCCAACUACGGUGAUAUACAACCCUGCUCCGUUCGAAACGACCCCAACUGCGCUUCCGAUGGCCACUACCAAUACAACACGGACAUUGUGUUCGACCCGAACGGUACACUCAUCGCGAGGUACCACAAAAAGCAUCUCUUCUUUGAAUACCAGUUUGACAAACCAACUGAAGCAGAGAACGUCGUGUUUGAGACGCCGUUUGGCAGAUUUCGCGUCAUCACCUGCUUUGACAUUAUGUUUAAGAAGCCAGCAAUAUCUCUCAUUGAAGACCUCAGUGUGGGCAACAUCGUGUUCCCUACAGCGUGGAUCGACACCCUUCCCCUCCAGGCCGCGAUACAAUUCCACUCAGCAUUCGCCAUGGGGAUGGGCGUGAACUUCCUGGCUGCAAACAUCCAUCGGCCCGGGGACAGGUUUCACGGCAGUGGUAUUUACACGCCAGAUGGCGCUGCGGUAUACCACUACAAUGACACCAUCGGGACUGGAGGCGGUAAACUCCUUAUUGCAGACAUCGAUAUUAUGGAUAAAGCUGCACGUCGUCCUGUUGAGGACCAACCCAAACCAGACUCAAAGAUGCUCAGCGUGGAUCAGUUUGAGUUUAAGUCCUACCUUUUCAAUGAUCUGUUUAACUUUGUAUCCCUCCGAGAUCCUCACGCUGACGAAAUCAAGGUCUGCCACAACGCUCUCUGUUGUCACGCUACGUACACGGCCGACCUUAAUGAAGGUGACAUGUAUGCUCUCGGCGCAUUUGAUGGUCUUCACACAUACGAGGGGCAAUAUCACCUUCAAAUAUGUACAAUGCUUAAAUGUGCCAAUUCAUCCCAUUCAAGCUGUGGUACACCAACAUUUGAUGCCAGCUCCAUCUUCUCCAACAUUGACAUCCGGGGCACAUUCAGCACACCCUACAUCUUCCCUGAAGUGCUGAUGUCAGACACCGGAAGUCUCGCUUUAGCGCAGACGCAGUUGAGUUUCAAGAACGGAAGUCUCGUCACAAAGAAUCCCCUGGAUCUCCCGUUGUUGUCUGCGACUCUGUUUGGACGGAAGUACAGCUGGGACAACGGUUUCGACGACGACAAGGCGUCUGGUUGCUGCGGUCGCGACAGCAUUCUACUUACUAUCUACCUGUCCCUGGUCUUAACACUGUUUCUUAAAUGAAGAUGACACGUGACACCUGAUUGAGGCUUCGAUUCAAGAAUCUUUUCCAAAAUCGAACGCUUCAUCUCUCCCUAUUGUCGUAAACCAAACCGACAACGUUUUACUUGUUUCAUUGCUAACGAAUCAUAAAUACAAUGUAAGCGAAUUUGUUUCUUGUUUUUAGAAUGAACAUUCUUCUGCUGCAUAAAAUGCAUUUGAUAUGGGAGUGAUACAGUCUGAUUGGUAGUUUGAAAGUUUGUCGAAGUUUGCCUUUGGCUCUAAUGAUCAGCAUAAAUUGAAAUAUUUUGUUCGACUGCAAGUACAGUCAGACUUAAUUCAAACAUUGAAUUAAUUCAAAGUUAUGAAAACGCCUGAGAUCAAUGCAAUUAGUUUGUUGAUUUAGAAGAGGGAAUUAUCUCCAAAAGAUUGACUAAAUUUAACAUUUUUCGUCACAAAAAAAUAAAAUGACAACAUAACCCAUUUGCAUUAUAACCUUGGUGCCAUUACAAUCAGGGAAUUUUGCACUGUGGAAAUCCGUUCUAGGUAAAAUACAUGGCAUUGUAAGCAGGGACGUAACAAACAGGUUGGACUGUAUCUAGAGUAAUAACUGGAUUACAGUUUCAAUAUGUAAACUGUUAAUACAGAAUUGAUAGCAUCCCUGUUAAUAAGUGGAAUACUUCUAUUUGUAAUAUGUCUUCUGUGUGUCAAAAUUAUUUCAUCU
This is a messenger RNA of Haliotis rufescens (red abalone), 2296 nucleotides long. Its product is annotated as pantetheinase-like. Gene Ontology annotation, molecular function: hydrolase activity, acting on carbon-nitrogen (but not peptide) bonds, in linear amides. Bases 40 to 1596 code for a protein of 518 amino acids. The transcript is spliced from 2 exons. NCBI's taxonomy places the organism in Eukaryota, Metazoa, Mollusca, Gastropoda, Lepetellida, Haliotidae. The record is from RefSeq and is a predicted model, not a curated record.